UUCAGAUUUGAAUUGUAGUUGACCAAUCGGAUAGAAGAAAGGAUAUACCGCUGCAGUUUGAGAGUGCUUCGGUAUAGAAUGAUGUUUUGAUAAUGUGAAGUAAGAGAACAAGUAUAUAAAAAAAGAAUGACACAUGAAAGGUGUGUGAGGGUAUGUGAUAAGUGACUGUAGGCUCGAGUAUAUGAGUAGGCGCAGAAGAAAGAUAUUUUACGGAUGUUUGUGGAAGAAAAGAACCUGCAAGGAAGUUGUGUUGUGAUCUGACAGAGUUGUUAAAUGCUUAAGUUUAUGCUUAACAAGAUGGUACAGUCGUCGGAGAAGAAUGUAAUACGACUGGCGGUAGUUCAGCAUCUCCGCCAGUAUGGAAUUAAAAUUAAAAACUGGAAUUCGAAACAAAGUAGUUACAAUAGUAGUAAACACUCUUGCCACGGCCACAAAGAUUCGGGCAGAUUGUUCGGAGCACCACUGCAUUCAUUGCCUCAUUCUCUUGUGUCAGAAUUUGGUAAUAUUCCAAGUUUUCUUUCUGAUGCUUGUCGGUCUCUAGAACAACAUCUUCACACGGAAGGUCUGUUUAGAAAAAGUGGCUCUGUUCUUCGGCUUAAAGCUUUAAAGGCUAAACUGGAAGAGGGUGGGAGAUGUAUACAAACAGCUUUGCCGUGUGAUGUGGCAGGUCUUCUUAAGCAGUUUUUUAGAGAACUGCCAGAGCCAGUAAUUCCUAUGGAUUUACAAGAAGCUCUCUUUAAGGCCCAGGAACUUGGAAAAGAGGAGAAGAUAAGUGCUACUCUGUUGAUCUCGUGUCUUCUUACUGAGAAAACAACUGACAUUUUACGCUAUUUUUUCAAGUUUCUGAAAAAUGUUUCCCUCCGAUCUGAAGAUAACAAGAUGGACAGCAGUAACUUGGCUGUAAUAUUUGCUCCAAAUCUAAUGCAUUCGGCAGAGUAUAAUGAAAAGAUAACAGUUGGCACAGAGAAGAAACUUCGACUACAGGCUUCAGUGAUUCAGACUUUUAUAGACCAUGCAGAUAGUAUUGGAGUUGUACCUGAAUUUAUUCUAGAAAAGAUACCUGCUAUGCUUGGUGUCGAACCUGGUUGUUUAACUCCGUCAGUUGAAAGUCUUGAAGAAGCAGAAUGCGAAUCACCCAAAAGACAAAAAAGGAGGAGUGUGGGAGAUAUGGUUAGUGGAGCGCUGAAUAUACUUAAAUCUAACAGAACACCCUCCACUACUCCUCUGCCUGACAGAACUGGGACCCCUUUGAUUCUUACACCAAGCACAAAGCGGAAACUGGCUGGUGAUUCUACUCAAGGGUUUUCUACUAAGAAACUCCGUUCCCUGAAGCAAAACUUGGCUGUAGAAUUAUUGCCCAGUACAUUUUUUAGUACUGGUUCCACACCUUGCUUAACUCAGUACCAAGGUUGUGGUCGCUUGUCUGAAUCCAAUCUGUGUGUUUCUUCUGAAUCCUAUCAGAAUUCAUUUUCCCCCUGUGCUAGCAGCAGCAGACAUAAACUAGGUUCAGCAAAUCCACGCCGAAGUAAAAGACUUGAAAAUAAAAAAAUUCACAGAGUUGAAUCUGGAAAGACUGGAUGCUUUUCUCCAAAAAUUAAUAGAAAAGAAUUGGUUCGUAAAUCUUUACGUCUUCGCUUCAGCAUUGGAAAAACAGGUCGAGAAUCCAACAUACUGUCUGGGUUUCCUGCUUCUAAUGGUUCUGAAAACAUUGGCUGGCGUCUUGCAAAUCAGCAGGAAUCUGAGAGUUCUACUAAGAUUCUGAAGGAAGAUCAAGGAUUCAGUCCCAUUAUGAAAGAAAUGACUGUAAAACAGGGUUCAGGCUAUCCAAGUAAAUCGCAGGAUAAUUCAUUUACACCAAAAAAUGAUGAUUCGUUAGUACAGUGGAUGUCUUGGAAUGAAGCCAGUAAUUCAGAAUCUCAAGAAAUAAAUAACAGUUUAAAUGCAGCAACACCACUGGGUAUAUACUUGAAAUCAAAAAAAUGUUUUUCUAAACCUGUAUUAGCUGCUGGAAAGCCUCCUAUUAUCCCAGUUGAUUAUGAAAAUCUUGAAGUCACUACGCCAAGAGACUCUCUGAGUGGUGAUGAAAACAGUUUAGCUGUUGAAACACUAGACAAGAUUAAAAAAGCAUUUUCUGAAACUGGAAGCAAUCUCUGCACUCUGAUUGGUGACAGUAAAUCCUCAAAUUUACUAGAAGCUCAUGUAGAGAACUCUCAUGUUGUGGAAGAAUUUAAAAUGCAUCAAAGUGAGAGCAGUUUUUGUAAGAAAGCUUUUGAUGAAGAUGGAACAAGUUCAGUAAUUGAAAAACAAAUGGAAAUGUUAAAGUGCUGUGACAAACAUGAUCAUAUAUUUAAAAGCAGUGAGUCUCUUGUGCAGAAUUCAAUCACUGAACUCUCAAGUAGUCUUCUAAAUGACCUAACAGAAUCUCAAAUUCUGCCAGAGAGAGCAUUGCUAAGUAGUCCAGUUAAAGAACAGCUUCUACAUUUGAGUAAUGCUGCAGAACAGUUUGUGAACUCUCAGGAAUGUUAUUGGAGUCUAAGGGGGACUAAUGAAGUUCAGUCUUCUGUGCAAACUGCUGAAGAUAAUCAGUUAUGCAGCAUAGUAGUUUCUGCAGAGGAAACACUUCAUACAUCAAGUGGCCAGUCUUGUAAUGCAUUAGAAUACAUAAAAAUCCAGAAAGAUACAAAAGCUCAUCUGCCAGAAGCUGUAGAAACUGUUAAUCACCAUCGAGGCAAGGUAGCUGAGCAUAUACAGCGGUUUAAUAGACUUUCUUUAGGUGACAGUGAUUCAAGUAAAAAAAUAAAGUCCCCUCUUAAAUUUCAACGUACCCCAGUACGUCAGUCUGUUCGAAGGAUUAAUUCUUUGCUAGGUUGUAACAGACAGGUGGAGUUUCAAAAUGCAUCUAUCCGUCUGCCUAUUAGAAGAAUUCAUUCCUUUUUGGACAGUAAUACACAGGUGAUGAGGACUGGGAUGAAAUGUGAAGAAACGUUUCCUACCACAUCAUUGGUUAAAUCAGGAAUCUAUGAAAGUGCUUCUUCCUGUGCAAAAAGAUACUUAAGCAAUAGUGCAUAUUCGUUGAUGCAGUCAAAUGACACGCAAGAUGAUGAAUCCUUCCCUUUAAAGCAUUGCCAUAGUUCAAAGAAAACUUGUAUUCCAGAGCUCAUUUCCUCUUCAGCAGGUACCCCAGAAAGUCUAAAGAUCGUCAAGCAGAUGAACCUCACUGUAUUACCAAAAGCUUCAAUAUUAGAAGACUUGACCAAUCAGAAAGAAUCAAAAAUAAUUGCAAGGUAUUCUGGAUCUUUCAAAAAUAAGAGUACAAUUCGGACACCACAGAAGACCCCUAAUAAAUUUACCUUUAAUCAGUUUUCUGACAAAGAAAAGUCACGAUAUAGAGGGUCACCAAAAUAUCCAAUUCCUUCAAACAGACUAGUAACUACUUCAAAUUCUAUUGCUUUAUAAAUAAGUUAAUAUCCGUAAUAUAUGUGCUUGAGACUGGUUUAACUGUUACUGUUACUGUAUGAAUGAAAUUAAUUAUUUGAGCAGUUUAUAUUAUUCAUUUUAAAACAACUGCAUGACUGUCUAAUGCGAUUAUGGUAAGAGUGCCUUUUGCAAAGACGUAUUUUUAUAUUUCUAAUUUAAGUUCUUAUCUAAUUAUUGUAAGUUGCAAUGUUUUCAUACAGUUGUGGAAAACGGAACCUGUUUGAGUAAUGGUUACAGAUGAAUUGUUUACAGUCCUCAUUUUUUUCCGAUAUUUAUGUUCUUGAAACUGCAACAUUUUCUUUUUUUUUUUCCUUUAGA
Messenger RNA from Protopterus annectens (West African lungfish), 3795 nucleotides. Its product is annotated as rho GTPase-activating protein 11A-like. Gene Ontology annotation, biological process: signal transduction. The record is from RefSeq and is a predicted model, not a curated record. The transcript is spliced from 12 exons. Lineage: Eukaryota; Metazoa; Chordata; Ceratodontiformes; Protopteridae. The coding region runs from base 274 to 3456 and encodes 1060 amino acids.